AUGGCGGCGUCCCCUGGAGGGGCCCCGGUGUUAGCGGAGGAGGAGGUGUCGGUGUCGGCGUCGCCGUCGCCGUCCCAGUCUGAAGAGCCCACGUUGGAGCCAGACUCGGAGAGCAGAGCUGAGCGCCUCUCAUUUUGUACGAAGAUGUGCUAUGGCAUUGGCGGGGUCCCCAACCAGGUGGCCUCCAGCGCCACCUCCUUUUACCUGCAGCUCUUUCUGCUAGAUGUGGCACAGAUCUCCGCUGCCCAAGUGUCUGUUGUCAUGUUUGGAGGGAAAGUGUCUGGGGCAGCCGCCGACCCCGUGGCUGGGUUCUUCAUCAACAGAAGUAGGAGGACAGGGUCUGGACGACUCAUGCCCUGGGUGCUGGGCUGCACACCCUUCAUCUCCGUGGCCUACUUCUUCCUGUGGUUCCUGCCCCCCUUCACCAGCCUGAGAGGUGUCUGGUACACGACUUUCUACUGCCUGUUCCAGGGCCUGGCCACGUUUUUCCAGGUGCCCUACACAGCGCUCACCAUGUUUCUGACCCCCAGCCCGAGGGAGCGGGAUUCGGUCACUGCCUACCGGAUGACCAUGGAGAUGGCCGGGACGCUGCUGGGCGCCGCUGUCCACGGGAUCAUCGUGGCAGGCGCCCACGAGCCGCACUAUUGCGAAGACGAUGAGCCCCGGGGGCCGGUCGCUGUGUCACCCAAUGCGACUCGUCUCUACUUCAUUGCAGCCACCGUGGUGGCUAUCAUUUACCCUGUGUGCAGUAGUUUGCUCUACCUGGGGGUGAAGGAGCAACCAGACCCCUCUGCAGCACAUGUAGGACAAGGCCUGAGCUUCCUGGCUGGACUGCGCCUCACUGUCAAGCACCCGCCCUACUUGAAGCUGGUGGUCUCCUUCCUGUUCAUCUCAGCUGCCGUCCAGGUGGAGCAGAGCUACCUCGUCCUGUUCUGCACACACGCCUCCCGGUUACAUGACCAUGUCCAGAGUCUGGUGCUAACCAUCCUGGUCUCGGCUAUGCUGAGCACCCCAAUAUGGGAGUGGGUUCUACAUCGAUUUGGGAAGAGGAUGUCGGCCUUGGGGAUCUGUGCGAUGGUGCCUUUUGCAAUCCUGCUGGCUACGAUGCCCUCGGCGCCUAUGGCCUACGUUGUGGCCUUUGUAUCUGGCCUGAGCAUUGCUGUGUCCUUGCUGCUACCCUGGUCCAUGCUUCCAGACGUGGUGAACGACUACCAGCGGCAGCGCGAGCACGGGCCAGGCCUGGAGACCAUCUUCUACUCCUCCUAUGUUUUCUUCACCAAGCUUUCAGGCGCAUGUGCCCUGGGCAUCUCCACCCUCAGUCUGGGGUUUGCAGGGUAUAAGGCAGGAGCCUGCAAGCAGACGGAGGAAGUGGUGGUGACCCUCAAGAUCCUCAUUGGGGCCGUGCCCACCUGCAUGAUCCUGGCUGGCCUGUGGAUCCUCCUGGCAGGCCCACCCGAGAGGAGCCAGGCCAGUACACCACACCAGCUGAGCCUUCAGAGGAGCUCGAGCUACAGCCUCAACUGAAGCUGGAGGCUGCUGUGAGCUGGACCAGAAGUCAGGGUCUGUCUGCUGGGCCGGAAUCUCCCUUCCCUCUCACCCUUUUGCCUCCCUGCUUCACCGUCCGCACACACGUGACCCGGCUUCUCCCUGGGAGAUGGAGUCUUCAGAGAGUCUCCUGAAGGGCCUGCCUGACACAUUCCUUGCCUGUUGACCACAGGCCUUCUCAGGCCUGGUCGCCUGACUGCUCCGCUCCAGGCCACCUUGGACCUGGAAAGCCUCCCAGGAGUAGCCAUUCCGGAAGAAAGGGAGCACCCACCAAGCCCAGCUGCUGGUCUCCCCGUGGGAGUCCCUGGCCAACCACCUGCUGUCCCAUCUGACAGGAUAGACACUCUUGUUCCUCCUGAUGCUGCAGUGGACACCUGAGAGACAGGACAGAUGCCAUGUGAAUGCCUGGCAUGGGACCAACGGACAUGUGAGGACUACUUAGGGCAGGCAGACAGAUGCCCUGAGACCAAGAGACCUGAGAGAGGAUGAGGGCAGUGGGGUGAGAAGUCUGAGCCGGGCAUCAGAGGCGUUUCUUAAGCUUGUCCCUUUGUUCAGGUAAGUGGAAGACGCUCCGUUUCCAGAAGUGGACACAGACUGAUAAUAAACCACCAAAAGUUGAUUUUUAUGAACAGAAGUUAUUUUUGUGGAAAUAGGUUUUUAAUUUUUAUAAAAGCCCAGAACCACAUUGUAGAGGCUACAUCAUUGGGACAAUUCACUGCAGCUUAUUUUUUCAAAAACAUAUUAAAGGGUUUGUUUUCUAAUGAGAAAAUGUGAUUGUGGACCCUCCCUAACCCCCAAAACACAGAAGGGGAAAGAGUCAGAUGUCACUGGGCCUGGCUAACACCCCUCAGCCAAAUAUGCCCUGUCUGUGCUCUGACCAGAGACGUCCGGUGGGAAGUGGGUUGCUUUCCUUGACUCUGGAGUAGCCCACGGCAGCAGGUUUUGGCCUCUGGCCUCUCGCAUGGGUUGGGGCCUAGGGAGGAGUUUAGGAACCAGUAGGGAUGAAACGUCACCCCCAGAUGCCUAGACACCAAGCGUGAGAGGGAACUGGCAAGGCAUGACAUGGCCACACACUUCUCCUCACACCUCAGCUGUCCCCUCCAUGAGGUCAAUUCUCCUGACCCCCUUCUACCUCCUCUUGAGACUUCAGCUGCCUCAUAGGUGCCAGACUCACACCCACGUCUGCAAGAGCUCAGGACCACACUCAGAUGGGAUGUUCUCCCAGAACUUGAGAUAAACACUGUAGCUUGAGGAGGAAUCUGACCUCAGAGCCAGCGUGCAGGUGAUCUGCUCUGACACUCUGGCCCUGGCCACUGGUAUGAGCAUCUAAGUAACCCUUGAGGUCACAGGGUGCCAGAGAAAGAGAGCUAUUAUUCCCUUUUCUCCUCAAAGCAGCUCUUUGAGGCAAGCACUUAUUUUCAGAUGAGGAAACAAGCUUAGGUUAAGCAACUUGCUUGAGGUGAGUUGGUGCAAAUGGACUUGAGCCCAAAUCCGCCGGACCCAAACUUAUAGAGCUGGCCAGUGCUUAAGGCAUUCGUUGGGGGUGCGACCAGUCUCUGGACUUGGGUUAUCAUUGGCAUGUUUCCUCUUCUGGCACCAAAUACCAUCAUCCUGCCUCUGACUUAUGCUCAACCCACUGCAAUUCCCAUCACUCCUACUCAUCAGCAUUCAGACUGACUGACUGGGUCUCCGUACCUCUCCACACCCCUGUUUCAGAGAACUCUCGUUUUGCCCUAGGCCAACCUGGUUAAGAAUAUUUCCCCUGACCCCUUCUGUCUCCACGACCUUGUCCAUUUCCACUUAAUCCAGGUCACACCACUCACUUGCUCAAGACCCUUGUGAUCUCACCCUAGCACAGCAUAACAUUAGAAUAGUGAAGAACCCCUAUAAAUCAACAAGAAAAAGACAACCUAAUAGAAAACUGGGCAAAAACUAACAUAUGUGAAGGUGUGAGGUAUUUCAUGGCCUGGAAGUAAAAAUUCGGAUCACAAUGAAGUAACAUUUAAAACCACUGGAGCGUCAUAAACUGAGAGGCCUUCAUCAUUGAGACUAGGAAGGGCGCUGGUAUACUGCUGUUGGGGGUGAAAACUGACGGAGCUGUCUUGACAAAUAAUCUGAACUCACACAUACAGUGAAGCAGCAAUUUCAGGUAAAAGACCCUAGAGAAACCUUUCAAACACCCGCAUCAGAGACAGUUAGAAGCACAUGCUGAGUGGUAUAGUUGCAAAACUAAAAACCAGGCAAACAGUCCAAAUGUACAUGGUAGAAAAAUGGAUAAACUGUGGUUACUCAAAAACAGUGAAAGUACUAGAAUAUACGCCUAAGUACAAACCUUAGGAAGAAUGUGGAAAGAAGCAUGUCUCAGAAAACUACAUACCAUAUAUAUGAAGUUCAAAAGGGAAAAUAAACUUACCAUUUAGGCCAAAAAGUUAAAGUGGCUACUGUGAAACUCCUUUUUAAAAAGAAAGAAUAAAGAGAUGAUCAUUACAACAAUCCAGAGAUUGUCUCUGGGAGGAGGAGAGGACGGGAUCAAGGACAGACAUGGGGCUGAAAGGCUCCUGGUGGCAUUCUAAUGGUAGGGAGUUCAGCUUAUCGCUAAGCCACUCUAUAUUUUAUAUCAGUUGCAUGCAUCAAAUAAUACCCAUACAAAAUUUAAUAAACUUGGGUACAAACUGGGAUGUGUAAUGUCUUUCCAAAUGCAAGAUAUUCUCAGUAUAAUAUUAAACACUGAAGAGCUUAACUUUCUUCCUGUCUCGAAAGUCAACAAAUACCGGACUGCCUUGUGUUGUUCCAAUCACUAUAAUACCACCAAAGUUCAAGGAAAAAUCUUUUCAGGGUUGUCAUGGAGUCAGAUUUGUUGUAGAAAAAGAAAAUAAUUUGUAGUCUAGACUAUCCACCAGAAGAGGAUGGAGCCAAAUAC
Molecule: messenger RNA, 4465 nt
Organism: Condylura cristata (star-nosed mole)
Lineage: Eukaryota; Metazoa; Chordata; Mammalia; Eulipotyphla; Talpidae
Gene: MFSD2B
Product: major facilitator superfamily domain containing 2B
Exons: 14
Coding region: 1-1524 (507 amino acids)
Biological process (GO): carbohydrate transport
Cellular component (GO): membrane
Molecular function (GO): sphingolipid intramembrane carrier activity; symporter activity
Source: RefSeq, a predicted model, not a curated record